AUGGCUCCAAUGGGAUCGGAGAUAGAACAGUUACGGGACUCUGAUGCCACUGAAGAAUUGGAGAAGCGCUUGAGAAACCGCAUCGAAUUCGGAACAGCGGGUCUACGAGGCCGCAUGGCAGCAGGGUUCUCCUGCAUGAACUCUCUGAUAGUCAUACAAGCCUCGCAAGGCCUAGCCAAGUUUAUCCGUGAUCAGCGUUCUGACAUCGCCUCACAUGGUGUAGUCAUUGGCCAUGAUGCGCGUCACAACUCUAAGAAAUUUGCCGCACUCGCUGCCAACGCUUUCAUUGCGCAGAAGAUUCCGGUUUUUCUGUUUGACCAGGAAGCACCAACGCCACUGGUACCGUUCGGUGUGAACUAUUUCCAUGCCGCUGCGGGUAUCAUGGUAACGGCGAGCCAUAACCCAGCUCAAGAUAAUGGAUACAAAGUAUACUCGAGCAAUGGUGCGCAGAUUAACCGACCCGAAGAUGGAGAAAUUGCGCAGUCUAUCAAGGAGAACCUUGAACCUUGGCCAACAGCAUGGGAACCACUGCAGCCAGGCGAAUACUUGCGCUCGGAUUCAUACCAGAAACUUCUUCCCCACUACAAAGAGCAGGUUGGGAAGUUCAUGAGAUCCACUGUAGGAGACUGGAAGCCCCCAAAGCCAUUUGUCUACACUCCUCUUCAUGGUGUUGGAGGCCUCGUACUACCGGAGUUGUGUCACUCACUUGGAAUCGACAAUCUUGCGCCUGUUGAAGCCCAAGAGAAGCCAGAUCCGGACUUCCCCACUGUGAAGUUCCCUAAUCCCGAGGAGAGCGGCGCGUUGGAUCUCGCUAUCGAAACUGCUGAUAAACAAGGAAAGACAUUGAUCAUCGCGAAUGACCCGGACGCUGAUCGGUUUGCUGUAGCGGAGAAAGUAGACGGAAAAUGGCAAUUAUUGACUGGAAAUCACGUUGGAGUCCUACUGGCGUCUCAUAUCUUGGAUUCCUAUGAUGCCGACAAAGACUGGUCUCACAUCUCUGUCUUGACAACCACGGUUUCGAGUGGUAUGCUUGCCAGAAUGGCAGCUGCAAAGGGCGUUCACUUCAAAGAGACCCUUACGGGCUUCAAAUGGAUGGCCAAUGUUGCUCGGGACCUUGAGAAAGAAGGGAAGACUGUUUCAUUUGCUUAUGAGGAAGCCUUAGGAUACAUGUUCCCAUCCGUCUGCUAUGACAAGGACGGAAUUACAGCGGCCACAGUAUUCCUUGCCGCAGAAGCGAAAUGGAGAUCACAGGGUUUGACUGUGUUUGCCAAGCUUCAGCAACUCUUUGCAGAAUUCGGCCACUAUGAGACCUUGAACAAUUAUUUCCGAUCUUCCGACCCGAAGCUCACUUCAACAUUAUUCCAAGGGAUCAGAAAGGGCUCUUACCUGAAAGACAUGAAAUUCGGCCGUUUCAAGAUCCUACGGUGGAGAGACUUAACGGGAGGCUAUGACUCUAGCACUCCUGAUAACAAACCUGACUUGCCUGAAGAUCCCACCAGCCAAAUGUUAACUCUGUGGCUGGAGGGUGGUGUUCGCUUCACAUUCCGAGGCUCGGGCACAGAGCCGAAGGUCAAAUUCUACAUUGAGAGCUGCGGCGAUUCUCGUGAAGAUGCCGUAAAGGCAGUUUGCGAAACGUUCCUUGCUAUUCAGAGAGAAUGGGUUGAACGUUUCACGCCUUCGAUGUCAUACAGCAAGCAGCUUUCUACGUCAUCGGGUCAUAUCCUAAAUGUGGAGUGA
Molecule: messenger RNA, 1737 nt
Organism: Penicillium nucicola
Lineage: Eukaryota; Fungi; Ascomycota; Eurotiomycetes; Eurotiales; Aspergillaceae
Product: phosphoribomutase PRM15
Exons: 9
Coding region: 1-1737 (578 amino acids)
Biological process (GO): purine ribonucleoside salvage; carbohydrate metabolic process
Molecular function (GO): phosphopentomutase activity; magnesium ion binding
Source: RefSeq, a predicted model, not a curated record